Molecule: messenger RNA, 2015 nt
Organism: Ziziphus jujuba (common jujube)
Lineage: Eukaryota; Viridiplantae; Streptophyta; Magnoliopsida; Rosales; Rhamnaceae
Product: protein RBL
Exons: 5
Coding region: 194-1852 (552 amino acids)
Cellular component (GO): Set1C/COMPASS complex
Molecular function (GO): protein binding
Source: RefSeq, a predicted model, not a curated record
AAUACUGAAAAAAAGAGAAAAAAAGAAAAAGUAGAGGGGUUUUAAUAAAGCUCAGUGUUUGUCCUUUGUUUUUGCAACGGUAAGUAGUACUCUGCGUCAGUUUCUUGCUUCGUGUUCUUCUUCCAAAUUUUUCUCUCUGAAUAAACAAAAAGCCCAAAAACCUCUGGGCUUUUUCAAACCUUCAUUCUUUGCAAUGAACGCCCCAAUAAUAGACCCUUUGCAAGGGGAUUUUCCGGAAGUCAUAGAGGAGUAUUUGGAGCAUGGAGUCAUGAAGUGCAUUGCCUUCAAUCGCCGUGGAACCCUACUUGCUGCUGGGUGCUCUGAUGGAAGUUGCAUUAUAUGGGAUUUUGAAACCAGGGGCAUUGCCAAGGAGCUCCGGGAUAAAGAUUGUAUUGUUGCAAUAACUAGUGUGUGUUGGUCAAAAUAUGGUCAUCGCAUUCUUGUAUCUGCUGCUGACAGGUCGUUAACUCUAUGGGAUGUUGUGAAAGGUGAGAAGAUAACUCGAACAACUUUGCCGCAGACCCCACUUCAAGCUCGCUUACAUCCUGGUUCUUCUACUCCAUCUCUCUGUUUGGCAUGCCCCCUCUCAUCUGCACCGAUGAUUGUUGACUUGAAGACAGGAAGCACAACUGUACUUCCAGUUUCUGUUUCUGACAAUGGUAACGGAGCUGCACCUCCAUCGCGGAGCAAGUUCUCAGAUGGAGGUCCUUCAUUUACUCCUACGGCUGCUUGUUUUAACAAGUAUGGAGAUGUUGUAUAUGUAGGGAACUCCAAGGGGGAAAUACUUCUAGUAGAUUACAAGAAUACCCAAGUGCGAGCCAUGAUUCCUAUUUCUGGUGGUGCUGUAAUCAAGAACAUUGUAUUCAGCAGGAAUGGUCAGUAUCUACUUACAAAUUCAAAUGAUAGAACGAUCAGAAUCUAUGAAAACCUUCUGCCGCUAAAAGACGGACUUAAAACUAUUGAUGACAUAAAUGAGAACCUUGAUGGUCUAGAUGCUGUUGAAAAGUUAAAAGCAGUUGGAUCAAAGUGCUUAACUCUUUUCCGGGAGUUUCAAGAUUCCAUAACAAAGAUGCAUUGGAAAGCACCUUGUUUCAGCGGUGACGGUGAAUGGGUAAUUAGUGGUUCUGCAAGCAAAGGAGAGCACAAAAUUUACAUAUGGGAUAGGGCUGGACACCUUGUGAAGAUCCUUGAAGGACCAAAGGAAGCCUUAAUUGACUUAGCAUGGCAUCCUGUUCACCCAAUUGUUGUCUCUGUUUCCUUGACUGGGUUGAUUUAUAUCUGGGCUAAAGAUUACACUGAGAACUGGAGUGCAUUUGCUCCUGAUUUUAAGGAGCUUGAGGAAAAUGAGGAGUAUGUAGAACGAGAAGAUGAAUUUGAUCUGAUUCCAGAAACUGAAAAGGUGAAAGAAUCUGAUGUCAAUGAAGAUGAUGAAGUUGACAUUGUCACGGUGGACAAAGAUUCAGCUUUCAGUGAUUCAGAUAUGUCCCAGGAUGAACUUUGCUUUUUGCCAGCAAUUCCUUCUCCCGAUGUUCCAGAGCCAACAGAGAAGUGCAUAGAGAGUUUAUCGAAGUUAGUGGACAGUAAUAAUUCUGGAUCCCCUCUUUCAGAAGAAGGUGAACCAAAUGGAAGAGCACUGAAUCAUGCAUCAAGUCCACUUGAAGAGGAUGCAGGAGGCACGCGUGUGAAGAGGAAACGAAAGCCUUCAGAGAAGGGGUUGGAGUUGCAGGCAGAGAAAGUAAGAAAGCCUUUGAAAUCUUCUGGCAGGACUUCAAAAUUUAAGAAUAAAUCUGUGGUUGAUCAGGAUACUAGUAAUGGUAUAUAUGGAGAUGAUGUCUCAGAUGACGAUCAUUAGAUUAAAAUUCUUGUAUAAUUUUGUUUUUGUAUUAUUGGAAUUUAUAUAUUUAACUGUAUGAUUAAGAGACUAGUCGUCUUUUACAUUAAAAGGUGCACGCUUGGAAUUAAGAUUUCAUAAAGUUAACAAAUUUUUAAAUUAUAGAGAAGAAGAGAUUGACAUC